UUUUGCUUUCCUUCGGUCUCUCAGGGCACCAGACCAGCCAGUCAGUGGAAAACAAGUAUUGGUGCCAGGGCCUUCGGCGGGAUCUGAGGCGGCCUUCUCACAGACAGGUCCAUGGACGCGGCUCGCGUGGCCAUUGUGGGAGCAGGUGUGAUGGGGCUCUCUACCGCCCAGUGUAUUUCCCAGCUGGUUCCGCGAUGCUCCAUCACCGUCAUCGCAGACACGUUUACUCCUCACACCACCAGUGAUGUGGCAGCCGGCAUUCUUAUUCCCCAUGCCUAUCCAGACACACCUGUCCCCACGGUGAAGCGGUGGUUUAGAGAGACCUUCGAUCACCUGUCUGCAAUCGCCAGGUCAGCGGAAGCUGUGGAUGCCGGUGUUCAUCUGGUGUCUGGUUGGCAGAUAUUUCGGAGCGCCCCUGCCGAGGAAAUGCCAUUUUGGGCUGAUGUGGUUCUGGGAUUUCGAAAGAUGACUGAGGCUGAGCUGACGAGGUUCCCUCAACAUGUGUUUGGUCAGGCUUUUACAACUCUCAAGUGUGAAACUCCUGCCUACCUGCCGUGGUUGGAGAAAAGGGUAAAGAGAAGCGGAGGCCUGCUACUCACCAGGCGAAUCGAAGACUUGUGGGAGCUCCAUCCAUCCUUUGACAUUGUGGUCAACUGCGCAGGCCUGGGAAGCCAACAACUUGUGGGAGACCCCACCCUAGCCCCAGUAAGGGGCCAGUUGCUCCGAGUGCAGGCUCCCUGGGUGAAGCAUUUUAUCCGAGAUGGCAGUGGGCUGACGUAUGUCUACCCUGGCGCAUCCCAUGUUACCCUGGGUGGAACCAGGCAAAAAGAAGACUGGAAUCUGUCCCCAGACGCAGAAAUUAGCAGAGAUAUUUUUUCACGAUGCUGUGCUUUGGAGCCUUCCCUUCACAGAGCCUAUGACAUCAAAGAGAAGGUGGGCUUGAGGCCCUACAGGCCAGGUGUGCGGCUGCAGAAAGAGCUCCUAGCCCGGGGAGGACAGAAGCUGCCUGUGGUCCACAACUACGGCCAUGGGAGUGGAGGCAUCUCAGUGCACUGGGGCUCUGCUUUGGAAGCCGCCAGGCUGGUGAGCGAAUGUGUCCGGGCCCUCAGGACCUCCGCUUCUACAUCAAAGCUGUAGAUGACGUGAAAUGACAGCAAAUAGUCCCAGAGACCACCGCCCGAGUACAAUCGAAAGGCCAGAACAGGUUCAAAUAACUUUUGCCUUGAGUGAUAGUUUAAUUAGAUAUAUUUUGUUGCCAAAAUUGGGGAAUGAUACAAAACAUAUCAGUAAACUUAGGAAAUCUACCACUAAUGGCACAGAGGAUAAAGUUCCAUUUUUGUUACGAUAAAACCAACAGCAAAACACCUUUUAAAUAGGUAUGAUUUCUUGUGGAUCUGCUGGCCAAGGAUCUGUGUUCAUCUACAUAAACUAAGGAAAUCACAGGGAUUUUAAUGUUUGGGCUCAUUAAUCAAGAGGAGACAAUGUACAGGAGACAAUUAAUCACUGACAAUUGCAGAGUUGUGCAUGACCUUCUUGAGUUAUCACCAGAUAGUAUAGUCCCUCUAAGUAAAAAUCAUAUGGUGAAUACAUAAUGUGUCCUGUAUUUAGUUGAAGACAAAGCGUGGUUACUGCUAGUACUGGUGGCUGAUUCUUUCCUCGCAGCUGGUAAUGAUGUAGAAGAUGACGGUGCUACAAAUGUAGCAUAAAUUCAGUAAUUGUCUGGGGUUUAGCACUGGUUAGUGAGAAACAAGGGAGAAAGAUUCCUUUAGAUCAUAAUUUCAGAGGUUUCAGUCCCUCUUGGUGACAGGAGGUAGGAUAUUCUUGAACAGAACUCAUGGCAGCCCGGAAGCAGAGAGGAGGAGUAACAGGACCAGGGUAAGAUAUAGCCUCCAUAAAUAUGCCCCCUUCCCAGUGACCUACUUCCUUCUAUCAGGCUCCACCUUUAUCGUUUCACCAUCUCUCAAUAAUCUAUACAAAGUUUGAAUUCCUCUGUGGAUUAAACUAUUCAUCAGAGUCCUCGGGAUCUCAUCAUCUCUACAACCAUCCUCACAUACUCCCAGAGGUGUGAUUUACGAGUCCCCUAGACCUUUGUCAGUCUGAUCAAGUUGAUAAGACUAACCAUCACAAAAUUAAAA
Perognathus longimembris pacificus (Pacific pocket mouse) is the source of this 2135-nucleotide messenger RNA. RefSeq names its product D-aspartate oxidase (gene Ddo). The record is from RefSeq and is a predicted model, not a curated record. Bases 112 to 1137 code for a protein of 341 amino acids. NCBI's taxonomy places the organism in Eukaryota, Metazoa, Chordata, Mammalia, Rodentia, Heteromyidae. The transcript has 5 exons. Gene Ontology annotation, molecular function: D-amino-acid oxidase activity; FAD binding.